AUGGAUAAUUCUUCACAAUCUUCACAAGGAUUCUUGCUGCUUGACUAUAGCCAAGAUGAAUUACAAGAGGAUUUAAUAAAUGUUGAGGACAUGAUUUUAUCAAAUGAUGAAAAAGAACACGACAAUGAUUCUGUGUUCGACUUAGAGCAAAGCCUAUAUGAGUAUGCUCUAGCUUCAGCAGAAUUUAAAAAUAACCCAUGGAAAGAAUUUAGUGCAGAAGACAUACCAAUUUUGCAAGAAAUAAGUAACGAGGAAACUGGCGAUAAAUAUACUGAAGAGAUUCCUGCGAUUAAGACAAAACAAACUACACCAUACGUCAUAAUUGAUAAUGAUCAUGGAGAAAUACGACGCUGUAAUAGAGAAUCUGCUAAGGGAUUGUGA
Dentiscutata erythropus is the source of this 381-nucleotide messenger RNA. The record is from the annotation of a GenBank genome assembly. Lineage: Eukaryota; Fungi; Glomeromycota; Glomeromycetes; Diversisporales; Gigasporaceae.